GAUGGUGACUUUUGUAUGCCCAACAGCAGAGAACUGUCAGCAAUAAUUUCGUCUGUUGCUGCAACGACAUCACAUUUAAUGACAACAGUUGCAACUGGAAUAACACAUCCUACAACACAAUUACCACAUACUUCCAUCAGCAACAUAAUUGUAACAAAAAACAAGUGCAACGACAAAUCUUGCAGUAGCAAUAAUAACAGCAACAGCAAGAGCAAUAGCAGUGGCAUCGAUAACAAUGAUGUUGUUAACAGCGGCAACAAUGACAAAAAAAGCAACAAUACUAACAACAGCAACAAUAACAACAUAAAUGAUAACAAGCUAAAUGCAACAACACUGAAUAUUCCGGCAACAAUUGAAGAACAUCAACAAGAACAACAACAGCUAACACAGCAACAACUUAAAUUGCUACGGCAAAGCACUAGCAGCGAUGAUGAUUCCGCGAUGCAAUCAUUUGAACGCCGUGAUUCCAGCUCAAGCGGCUUUUAUACACGUAGCGGCUGCAGCGCAACUAUGGAAAGUGAAUACAGUGCAAUGGUGGCAUCGGUCUAUCAAAACGAAAUGGCCAAUAGUGAUAGUGCAUCUGUGGCAUCAGAUUUGACCCGCAUGUACGUCAGUGAUGAAGAUGAGAAGCCAGAAUUUCAAGUUACGCACUUCCAUUGAGGACAUUUUUACUAUUUAUGAAUACAAAAGUUAAUUAUUAAUAUUAAAUGUAACAAAUAUCUGAAAUCGUGGUACAAGGAACCGUUUGCCUUCAGUAAAAUUUAUUAUAGUAAAAAUAGUCAAAUUGUAUGUGAGAUAGGCGAUGCCAUCUUGUAAUUGCUGUUAAAAAUAUUUUUCCAAUUCGUUACAGAGUAAAUAUUUUUACUUAUUAAUUUUUUUUUUG
Messenger RNA from Teleopsis dalmanni, 883 nucleotides. RefSeq lists its product as uncharacterized. The transcript is spliced from 2 exons. Lineage: Eukaryota; Metazoa; Arthropoda; Insecta; Diptera; Diopsidae. The coding region runs from base 16 to 660 and encodes 214 amino acids. The record is from RefSeq and is a predicted model, not a curated record.